Carassius auratus (goldfish) is the source of this 2234-nucleotide messenger RNA. Its product is annotated as gastrula zinc finger protein XlCGF57.1-like. The transcript has 2 exons. The record is from RefSeq and is a predicted model, not a curated record. Gene Ontology annotation, molecular function: RNA polymerase II cis-regulatory region sequence-specific DNA binding; DNA-binding transcription factor activity. Lineage: Eukaryota; Metazoa; Chordata; Actinopteri; Cypriniformes; Cyprinidae. Gene Ontology annotation, biological process: regulation of transcription by RNA polymerase II. Bases 556 to 2061 code for a protein of 501 amino acids.
ACCGUUCACGGUGCUUCGUAUAACUUUACAAUAAUAAAAACAUUGUUUGUUAAAUCAACACAUUACCGAGACAUUCUGUAUUAUUUUCAUCUGGUUCAGCGCGAUUUGCGCGUAUUUUCUGGCGUCUGCUGACUGAAAACAAUAAGCCUAGCAGACAAAGAUAUGAGAAACUAACGGUAAUGCUAAAAACAUAAAGACGUGUGAUUUUCUUUGUGUUUUUUUAUGCUCGUGUAUUUGAUCAUUUCGAUUAUUUGGAGUAAAUGUAUAGUUUUUGAAUGAAGUCGAACUCGAUUUGUUUUAAUUUUUUUUGUAUUUUUAACAUGAUCUAUUAUUGACAUUACGAGCCUUUAUUGUUACAGUUGAUUUGAUUAAAUCACUAAUCUGAUAUCCGAUUUAUUUUUGGGCAUUUCUGUUGCUCCUACUUCACAGCAGUUCACGUUCAGUUCACCUCACGUUACAGUUCAGUUUCUUCACAGCUGUUCACCAAUAAAUGCUGGAAUGGUCCCAUUACCCUAAAAGUGAAGAAGAUAAAGUUUGUGAAAGAAGACUGAAAACAUGAAUGAUCCAGAGCCCUGCGAAAUAAAACAGGAAGAUUUUGAGCAACAAAUAGACCCAAUAGAAGAGAACACGGCGAUUAAAGAACUCGUUGAAGUGGUGAAGAAACAUCAGGUCAAAACUGAAGAAACCUCCUGGAGUUCCCCAUUGAAAAACGACAAUAUACGUUUCACUUGCCUUCAGUGUGGAACGAGUUUUUCAUGUAAACAAAAUCUCGACCUUCACAUAAAAUGUAAUUGUGGAGGAAAGCCAUAUGCGUGUGAUGAGGCGGAGAAGAUUCACACAAUAAAAGGAAACCUUAUUGAUCACAUGAAAAUUCACACUUUAGAGAAGCCACACAUCUGUGAUCAGUGCGGUAAGAGUUUCGCACUAAAACAAAACCUUGUUGAACAUAAGAAAACCCACAACCUGGAAAGGCCGUACAAAUGUGAUCAAUGUGGGAAAAGUUUCCCAUUUAGAGGAAACCUUGACAAACACAUGAAAAUCCACACUGGAGAGAAGCCGCACAAAUGUGAUCAGUGCGGGAAGAGCUUUACACAAAAUGGAAACCUUAAAGAACACAUAAGAAUUCACACUGCAGAGAAGCCAUACACAUGUGAUCAGUGCGGGAAGAGUUUCAUUAAAAAAGGAGCGUUUAAUAAUCACAUGAAAAUCCACACCGGAGAGAAACCAUACUUGUGUGAUCAGUGCGGGAAGAGUUUUCCACAAAAACGGAAUUUUAACGAACACAUGAAAAUCCACACUGGGGAGAGGCCGUUCACGUGUGAUCAAUGCGGGAAGAGAUUCACACAUAAAGGGAACUUUAACGACCACAUGGCAAUUCACACCGGAGAGAAACCACACAUAUGUGCUCAGUGCGGAAUGAGUUAUGCUCGGAAAGCUUACCUUAAUGAACACAUGAAAAUCCACACCGGAGAGAAACCGCACACAUGUGCUCAAUGUGGGAAGAGUUAUGCUCGAAAAGGAUACCUUAAUGAUCACAUGAAAAUCCACACCGGGGAGAAACUGCACAAGUGUGAUCAAUGUGGGAAGAGUUUCCGAAAAUCAAGUGUUUUUAAAGUACACCUGCUUACACAUUCUAGAGAAAGACUGUAUAACUGUGACCAAUGCGGUAAGAAGUUUUUUAGGGCAGAUUUCCUGAAGGACCACAUGAAAGUUCAUACCAAGGAGAGGCCUUAUGUGUGUUCAUUUUGUGGAAAGAGUUUUAGACAGAUUGGUAAUUUAAAGUCACACCAGAAAAGACACAGCGGCGUGAAGGAUCAUUCUUGUUCUCAGUGUGGGAAGGCUUUUUUUACUGAUAGUGAAAUGAAACAGCACCAGAUAGUUCACACUACAGAGACACCUUACAAGUGUUCACACUGCGACAGGAGCUUCAAACGGUCAGAAUAUCUGAAAAUACACGAGAUGAUCCACACGGGAGAGAAGCCGUAUCACUGCCAUUCAUGUGGGAAGCGUUUCACUCAUUAUUCUUCUCUGAUCUGCCAUAAAAAAAAUGUAUGCAAGUAGUUUGAGUUCUGUUCUUUAAGGCUGCAUCAAACCACUGUAUUUGUAAAUCAGAUCAUUAGAACAAUAAAGAACUAUUAUAUUAUUUAUGAUGAAUAUAUAUUUUAUUAAACUUUAUUUUAAUCAUUAUUGUUAUGCAUUUGUCAUUCUGUUUGUAUAUUUUAUAUUACUUUAAA